Molecule: messenger RNA, 5781 nt
Organism: Stylonychia lemnae
Lineage: Eukaryota; Ciliophora; Spirotrichea; Sporadotrichida; Oxytrichidae
Source: the annotation of a GenBank genome assembly
AUGGUUGUCCACAUGCAAAUGUUUCAAACUGGCAUUGCACUGACUGCAACCAAAAGAUUUCUCAUUUUGUAUGAAAAUGAUUUCCUCGAGGAUUUUUUGGCAUCAUACUUAAACAGAUCAUAAGAUUUAGAUAAUGGAAAGAACAAUAGAAACAUAGAUAGCAUUUAGGUUGAUAUUUAGAGUAAUUAGCAAUCUGAUAAGAAUAUAUAAUCAGCGAACGGCUCAAAAGGUCCUGAAAUAAUCUAUCAAGCUUAUGAGCCAACUAACUCUACUGAAUUAAGAGAAUACAUGCAAUUUUUAAUCUGUAAAAAGAUUAAGAAAUUAAAUAAAAAGUAAGUGAAGCAUUAUCUAGGUUCAGGUUAAAUCAAAGGAAUUUCAAAUAAACUGAUAAAUUAUCUUACUGAUUCAGAUAGUAAUAGGAGAAAGCUCUUAUAAAAAUACAACAAUGACAUACUUAUUUUUGAUUCAGUAUUUGAGUCAGGUAAUCUUCUUCAAGCAGAGAUGACAAGUCAAUCAGAAUAUCAAUUAUAUAUGCAAGUGGAUACAAACACCAGAGGUCAUUAGUAAUGGUUUUAUUUCAGAGUAAGGAAUACCAGAGCUAAUAGAAAAUACUGUUUUAAAAUCAUGAACUUUACAAAACCUGGGCUAGUCAAACAGCAAACACAAAAUGUUAACAAUUAAAACAACAAUAAUACUGACUAAAUGCAAUAACAGCAAUUAAAUACUGGGAUUGGAGGUGUUAUUAAUUUAAAUACAGGAGGAAAUUAUGGAGGGUUCCUGAAUAACUAGAGGAAAUAAGAUCAUUUACAGAGAAUUCAUUAUAGGACUAAAAAUGAUGAAGAUUGGAAGUAAAUUGACAGUGAUCAAUUGGAAUUUAUAAAAACUAACGUCUAGAGGAAAAGAAAAGAUAUUUUAGCAGCAGCCGCUGAUAGUGACUAAGAAGACUAACCAGAAGAUUAAUUAGAAGAGGUUGCUGGUUAAAACAUCAAUAGUAACAAAUUCUUAAAUAAAAAGACGAAUAAAAAAAGAAAGCCUUAGUAUUAUUAUGCAUUGAAAUUCGAAUUUCAAUUUGAGAACGACAACGAUUCAAUAAAGCUUUUAGAACAAAAUAACAAUUAAGAGACAGAAAGAACUAAAGCAAUGGUAGGUGGUUCUAGAAUCAAGAAGGAUCUCAACUACAUGAACUAUUAAGUUGAAAUUCCAAUAAUAACUUCAAGAGUCCAUGCUGCGGAGACUCCAGGAAGUCAUGUCUUUCAUGGAUUAUACUAAUUUUUGACUUCAAAUUCAAGUGAAGCUAAAUAUCUAAGAAAAUUUUACACUUUUGUACUUGUACCAACAUUGAACCCUGAUGGGAUAGUAUGUGGAAACUAUCGAAGUUCAGUAGCUGGAGUUGAUUUGAAUAGACAAUGGAUUAUGCCAGAUCAUGAGUUUCAACCAGAAAUAUUUGCAAUUAAAAACUGUAUGAAGAAUAUGUAUGAGAUUGAAAAGAGAAAACUUUGGAUUUAUUGUGAUUUGCAUGGACAUAGUAAAAAGAAAAAUAGCUUUUUCUAUGGCUGUAAUACAGCUGCAAACGGAGGAUUUUUAAGCUGGACUAUUGUUAGACUCUUACCAAGAAUUUUUGCAAAGAAAACACAUUUCUUUAGUCUUAAGGAUUGUAGAUUCAAAGUAGAACCUUAUAAAUUAGGGACAGCAAGGGUAGUUGCAUGGAAACAAUUUCAGAUAACUCAUUCAUUUACGCUUGAAACUAGCUUCUAUGGCUAUGACUUCGGAGAAGAUUCACAUAAAACAUUUGAAUAAAAAGAUUACUAAGAAUUAGGAGUCAAACUAUGCUAAUCAAUUUUCGACCUUCACUUUCUUUGGAAGUCAAUAAGAAAUGAAUUAAAGCUAACUAACGGCUGGCUUAAACCAAGAAAAUUAAUAGAAAUUACUGGAAUUCCUGCUGCAUAGCUGUUAAAUGAAGAAAUGCAAAGAAAAAAGAAAGAAGAUUAAAAGAAAAAAGCCAUAGAAAUUUAUGAAUAAUUCUUGAAAAAAUUCUACAACACUUUCCAGAGUCCAUAAGAUGGGAAGAAAAAAUUGUCUAAAGUGCUUUAAAUCUAGAAUAUGCAUCUUAAAAAUGAAAUACCGAGUAGCAGUCUAAUGAAUCUUCAGCCAAUUACAAAGUAAAUAAAAAAUCCACUUAUUCUUUAACAAUAAAACUCUCAAUCCAAUACAAUUUAAAUUCAAGAAAAGAGUAGAAAUCAAACAAUGAAUGCUACUUACAGUGAAACUUUUUCAAUAAAUAAUCUUAACUCUCAAUAGAAAAACCCUAAUAUCCAUUAAAACAGUGUUGAUAACAUUGAUUAUGAUGAUCUUUAUAUUAGACUUAUGGGUUUGGUUAAAAUUCAAGCCUUAAUUAGAGGCUACCUUACUAGGAAGAGAGUUAUUAUCCCAAAGAUAAAGAUUAUAUAAAAAACUUCAAGGAAUGAAAAAUCUAUAUAUGAUUCUCCAUAAAAAGGUAAUAAUGGCUAGAUUAAUGGAGGCUUUCUUAAUUAAUAAUAGAAUAAUCUUGAUGGCAUGAUAGAUAACAUCAAUUGGAGAUAGUAUUUUUAAGUAAAUGAACUUGAAGAAGCAUUUUAAGUAGUAGAGGUAGACUAAAUUGAUGAUCCUAAUGAUGAGUUUUCAGAUGGUAGUAGUUCAAAUCCUUCAGUUGAUAAUUUGGACUUAAAAGAUAUGUAUGAAAAGGUAUACUAGGUUAAAAACACAAAGGAUUAUGAGGAUGAAAGAAAGCAAUAUUGCUUGAAAUUUUAACAGGAAAUUGAAGACUAAGAAUUUAUAGAUUAAUAGAGAAUGCUUGGAAUUAUAGAGGAAACUUUAAACCCAAAAAAGCAUUUAACUUAAUCAUCAAAUCAAAAACUUGCUAAGUAUCCUUUUGUAAAGCAAUCAAGUACAAUAAGAUAACCGAUAAAAAACUAAAAGCAAUCAAUUAUAGAAUAGAAAAUGGCUUAUCAAAUGAGUAUUGUAAGCACUAACUAAAUUGGAGAAGUUCAAACUCCAGAAAAAAUGCAGAAUAGAAACUAUAACAUCAAUCAAAAUUAAGAAAUAAAUGCUAAUCCUUAAACAAAAAACUCUCGAAAAAGCCCUUAUCAACCUUAAUUCUAUAAUGCCGGGAUAAACAUUGAUCAGCAAAUUUUGAAGAAGUCUAAUACAUAGAGUCCUAUUCAAAGAGAUGAAAUUAUCAAUUACCCUUUGACUACACAUUCCAUAUUUGAAUAGAAAAAUUCAGCUUCAAAACAUUCCUAAUAGCAUCAUUAACAUUAGCACAACUACAUAUAAUAAACAAGCAGUAACUAAGUAUAAUAACGGCAGUCUAUAUAAUAAUACCCGUAGAGCAUAGCCUAGAUAUCAACUCAACAACUAAAAAUUUUCUAAGCAUAGUAGUUAAGUUAGCAUGGACGAAAAGAAAAUAUUUCGUAAGUCAUCAAAGAUUGUUUUAUCACUAAGUAAAUUGUGAAUUAAAAUCACCAAAGUAGCACAAAUAAUGGUAACUCAAAUGACAAUGAUUAGUAAUCUAAUAUGAGAUAAAAAAAGGAAAAAUAAAAAAGUGUCAAAGAUAGUGAGGCAUAAAAGUAUCAGUAGCUAUUAUAAUAAUAAAGAUAAUAAACUUAAAGUAAUUUCAGGUAAAUUUAGCAAAAGCCUAUCCAUUAAACAUAAAAUAAUCUGAGCAAUGAGUUGCAGAAUUAGCAACAAUAAAUUUAGCAAUAAAGAUUAAACUUAGCAUCUUAGCCCUAAUAUAAUACAUAACAGAUUAAAUUUGUCCACAGUUAAGUAAAAAAAGGCAAAUCUACUAUAGCUAAUGAUAAUAGCAAUAAUUCUAAAAAGAUAAUUAACAAAUCACCUGUAUUGGGACCAGUUCAGCCCUAAAUAGAUCAAAGAGAUUAAGCUCAACAAUUCUAUAUUAACAACAAUAAUAACCAUACUCAAGUGACAUUUUAAUAAUAGCUAUAACAAUUUUAAAAUCAUUAAACCUCGCAGCAUCAAAAUUAGUAACAGUAAAUAGGACAUAACAAUCCAACUUAAGGAGUUUAGGGAAUCAGCUAAGAGAAAAAAGGGAUGACGUCAAUGCAAGGAUUUGUAUUUCAGUAAUAUAUCAACGGAGAAGCUGAGAAUAUUCAAAAUUUUAUGAAAUAAGAUAUGCCCUUGAUACAAGGAAAUGGUAUCAAUGAAUCAGCCUCUUCCUUAUUUAUGAGAUAUGUUAAGUAAAAAUUAGUUAAAAAAAUCAAAACUGACUAGAUGCCAAUUUAAGUAGCAGAUAAAUAUCUUGACAUUUACAGGGAGUUAAUUGAGAAAGAAGCCUAAAAACGGAAUCAAGAAUCAAUAUUCUAGAGAAAUCUUAACUCGAACAAAAUACAAGGAGGUGCUAGAAACAAAUCAUAGGCAAAAUCAGAGUAAAAAUCUAGAUCUAAGCUCAAAGGUAAUAAAUCUAAUAUCUUGUCAGCAGAAAAAAUUGAUCCAAAUUAGCAGGAAUAGCAAGUACAUUUCAACAGCGUGAUGAGUGGAAGAGCUUCGAGAUAAUUUCAUGAGUAAGAUUAAAAACAGAAUCAUAAAAAGAGUUUGAAUAAAGAUGAAAUUAUUUUUAAGCAACCAGGUGAGCAAUAACUCUUGAGUUAUUAGUCUGUUAGUUAGUCUUAUAAUAAAUAAAAACAAGAAUUAGGAUAUAAUCCAAACCGAUCAACUUAUGUUUAGAGUCAUGUUGAACCAGUUCUAUAUUAAAGCAAUAUUGAAGGUUUUCCUGAUAAUAAUUGGAUCUAUAAUAGUAAUGUAGCUUUAACUGAGCCAGAUUAAUUGAAUGCUUUAAAGCGAGGGCCUAUUCAAACGCAUUAACAAUAAGUAAAUAACUUACCUGCGCAUCAGCAAACUCAUUAAGCUUAAUCGUAAUUAUAGCAUCAUUAAUAAAACGACUAAAAUAUUAAAUUCCCAUCAAUUAAUAAUUUUUCAAGCACCCUAGAGUAUAAAAAGAAAUCGAGGGAAGCUAUCAAAGAAUCAAAGAGUAUAAAGAACCAAUUCAAUACGUCAUAGGGUACAAGUGCAACUUAGCCAUACGAUGCAUAUAGACAAUAAAAUAACUUCAAUGACCUAAACAUUUAAAAUCCAUCACUAGUAGCAAAUAUCUAGCAACCUCUGUAUCAAGAGGUUACACCCUACAAUAUUAAGGAAGACAAGAACUUUUUCAUUAGAAAUUAGAGUUAUGCACCCUCACAAUAAUCAAUUGAAUCAUCUCUUGAUGAUUAGGAUAUGCUAGAUAAAAUAAAGAACAUAUAUCAUGAGAUGAGAAACACAACCAAUAAGAACCUUACAUCAUAUUCAAAGAAUUAAUAUCAAACAAAUAAAAGUACAAGAAUCGGUUCUCUAAGGUAAUAGAGGCUUUUAGUGAACUAAAAUUAAGUUAAAGGCUCAAACUCUGCUUAAACGAAUAAUAAGGAUAAAAAUUUGAUUGGCUAGAUUACUAAUUUAAAACACCAAAAAUAGCUAAUAUAGAGUCAUCAACAAUAGCAAAGUUUGAUUAAUCAAUAGACAAAUUAAAAUCAUCUGAUUCCGGUGAGUCAGUUGAAUUUUAACUCCAAUGAUUCUAGCAGCAACAGCAAUAGCCUUAGCAAUCAGGGUGCGUCAAUAAAUGCAAAUAAAGCAUAGCAAAAGAUUUAACAUUCAGGCUAAUCAUAAAGUUAAACUACUACAACCUCAAUAAACAAUAAGAACUUACUUCAAUAUCAGAAUUAGGGACCAAUUUCAUCGGAUAGAAGAUGA